AUGAUGAUACGUUUCUACACAGCUUCGGCUCUAGCUUCAACCUUCUCCUUGGCACUUGGUCAAUCUUAUACCUCUUGCGAUCCAUUAGUAAAGACCUGCCCAGCCGACCCUAGGUCCACUGAAUCUCAAUUUCAAUAUGAUUUCACGUCAAGUUCGGAUCUCCAGAAGUGGAACACAGCAUCCGGCACCAUAAUCUCGGGUAGUAAUGGUGCGGAGUUUACGAUCAACGAAAAGGGUGAUGCUCCAACCAUUGAAACCAACUUUUACAUCUUCUUCGGUGAAGUUGAGGUUGAAAUGAAAGCUGCCCCAGGAACUGGGAUUGUAAGCGCUGUCAUCUUGGAAUCUGAUGAUCUUGACGAGAUUGACUGGCCAAUUCCACAAGUACAAAUGGAUCUGGACCCAGGAGAGUCUUGGUUGAUUGAUGGAAAGACUGUCCGCACGCUGACCUACGAGGAAGCGGUUCACGGUACUCGCUAUCCUCAGUCGCUCAUGCGGGCUCGGAUUGGAAACUGGGCAGGCGGCGAUCCGGACAACAAUCCUGGCACGGUUGAAUGGGCUGGGGGGCAGACAGAUUUCUCGCAGGGUCCAUUCACUAUGUAUGUGAAGUCUGUGAGCAUAUUCAAUUACAACCCUACUGUGUCUUAUUCCUACAAUGGCGAUUCGGGCUCCAUGCAAGAUAUUGAAAUCUACGGCGCUACAUCCACCAGCACCAUUGUACCUGGUGAGCAUGGCGGUUCCGGUAUUCGUGGCACUGGUGUCUCAAAUCCGUCAUCCUUCUGGCCGUUCCCAAAUCUCAGUCCUGCUACAGCCAGCCCUGGGCUGAUGGACUCCAUCACACGGUGUCUUUUUGUCCUUUUGUGGUUGUGGUAUAUCUGA
Molecule: messenger RNA, 876 nt
Organism: Aspergillus affinis
Lineage: Eukaryota; Fungi; Ascomycota; Eurotiomycetes; Eurotiales; Aspergillaceae
Product: concanavalin A-like lectin/glucanase
Exons: 2
Coding region: 1-876 (291 amino acids)
Biological process (GO): carbohydrate metabolic process; fungal-type cell wall organization
Cellular component (GO): fungal-type cell wall
Molecular function (GO): hydrolase activity, hydrolyzing O-glycosyl compounds; glycosyltransferase activity
Source: RefSeq, a predicted model, not a curated record